AUGAUGUCAGUAUCAUAAAUGGGGAGAUAACAGAGCUCUGCUGUGGCUGAGUGGAACAAUAUCUGUGGGAAGAGUGCAUACUUCUUAUUGCUCGUUGUGAACCAAACCAUACAUUGCUAAAGGCGGAAAACACUUGUACCUUUUAACUCACAUGAUCUGAUUGUUAAUUCUCCCCUCUAGCUGCUACACAUUUCCUUGUAAACCAGUUACGGGAAUUUGGUGUUAGAUCAAGGCUACUAACGUCUGCCUGAUAAGUUUAAGUAUUCUCACUACCUGUUUGCUGGAUAAUGUGUGGAUGUUAUAGGGAGAAGUUACAUGUUAAUCACUUAAGGGAGUUGAAGACCCGCAAAUUAAACAAAAAGGAACGGAGGGGGGGGUAAGGAUAUGAAGGAGUGAAACGUAUAAUAGAUGAUAAUCUAGAAAGUUUUUUAUACUUAGACCGUGACACAUUGCAUAGAAAACUGACGCUAUAAUCGUGACCUCAAGAUUCAAGGACGAAUUUAACUACAAUGCGAGUAAAAUAUAAGAUUUUUAGUUUUGAGCGAUUACCACGGAAAACGAUGUUGUGAAACCCCACCUGAGCUCUUCACGAGAAACAAAGGUUGCAAAGCAAAGGUUUGCGUUUCGGUAGUUUGUUGUUACCACUGCCAUACGUUUGCAAAUGCCGCCGGCUGCUCCUUAUUUUGAUCGCUAAAUUGAGGUAGGUUCACCCACUAUUUCACAAACUGGCGGAAAGUAUUCUCAUCGUUUAGGAAUCUUGUGGUCUCACAUAUAUGACGGCUACGGCAGUCCUGGGGGAAAUUUAAACGAAACUUUUUCCAGUCGGCCAUUUAUCUUUGCCCCCAUUACUAACUCUUUGAUUGAUUAUCUUUAUACGUAAGUAAUAAUGCUUUCUUUUUUUAUCUUUUUUAGAGUUCAGCAUGGCAAUGUUUGGUGUUUAAUACCCAGAUUCUUGUGUGAACCUCGGUAGAAGCAUCAAGUCAAAUAGGCCCACGAAACAUAAGCAGCUGUUUUAUUUGGUAUUAAGGAAGUUUGAUGAAAUGUUUCGUCAUGUAGAAUUCCAAUUAAGGGAUAUCUCAAUAAAGAAAGUAGUAAAAUCCUUCACCGAGUUGCUAGUUAAUUUUGCACGCUACAUAAUGGUAAUUGAACUGAAUGGAUUACAAUUUGGGCUGAAAUCACACGCGUGUAUUUAAAAUCACAAGUAUAACUUAAGACAAAAAUUGCUCGACACGAAGUUUGAUUAUUACCUUAUUACAUCCAUUUUGAAAUCGCCCAAAUACAGGACUUGGUCAGUUCAAAUAUUUCAUUGAUACAGUACUGAGCCGGUUUGAAAUUAAAUUCAUCCAUUUUUUUGGGGGGAGGGGAAAUAAGAGUUUUGGAAACAAAAGUUGUAAAAUUUGCCACAUGAUACUCUUUGUCUUUCAUUUUCCAGCAAUUUGACUGGUUACUUUAAACAAGCCUUGAAAUCUGACUGGUUGUUUUGUUUUUGGUGUAGCCUCCUCAUUGGCUGCGAAAAAGAUGCGAUUUAAAGCCAAAAAUGGUGCGAUUCGUGAAUUAGAACCAAUCAGAUUACAGAUACCACCAGUGAUUUUAAACUUUUAAACAUUAUAAUUCUUUUUUUUUUUUAACUCCAUUUGAUAUCGAUUCGGUAUGAAUUUUCCGCACAACAUUAUACUUCUUUUUGUUUUUCGUUUUUUCGAUUCUUUGAGUUGCCACUGCCACUGAGGCAAGCACGAAUAACAGCUCUAUUACUUUAAAUUUUGUCUCCAGUCUUCCUAGAAAUCGGUGAAACAGAAUCUUACACUGACGGAGCUGUCAAGUUGCAUCCGCUCUUACAAUCACUCGCUUCUUAUCGAAUUAGAAAAUAAAAAAAUGCGAAAAUAAUCAACAAGUAAGAGCAUUUCUGAACCGCAUACUAAUAUUGAGGCAAUACAAAUUGAAAAUUUUUAUACGAGGAGUAGCGUUCCAGUAUUGUAGUACCACUGCAACUCAAAAUAUAGAUGGCUAAUGCUUUUUUUCGUUAUUGCUUGAAUGAAUCAAGUUCGUGAGCUCCCCUUCAUCAAGAUGUAAACUUUGGUGGUCAUUGUAAAAAAAAUCCAUUUACGAAAAAAGAGAUUAGAGUCACGCACCGCGCGUGAAUAGAAAAACAGUAUGAAGGAGAAAGAGGAAAAGAAAAAUUGUAACUUGAAAUUUAGAGAAACGAAAGAGAUUUUCUUCAGUCAUCGAGGAAUCUAUGCGGUCUCUAAUAUAUGGCGGCCUCGGCAGUUCUGUAUUUGAUUUUUAAUCAAAAAAAGUUUAUCCUCUUGUCCAUCUUUCAUUGGCUUCUUAUCUGUUUCUUUGAUUUAUAAUCUGUAUACGUAACUAUUAUACCUUUGUUUUUUUCUUCAGAGUUCAGCUUGACCAUAUUUGCUGUUUGAUAGCCAGACUCGUCUGUGAAUCACGGUAGAAGCAUCAAAUCAAACAGGCUGAUGAAACGUAAGCAGCAGGUUUGUUGGUUCUUGGGAAAGUUUGACGUAAUAUGUCUCAGUCACGUAGGAUGUCUUAAUAAAGGAAGUAGUGAAAUUACUUAUCUAGUUCGUGUUUGAUUCUAUACGUUACAGCAAGGAACAUCGUAAUCAGUUUUUAGUUCCUAUUCAUGUAGAUCUGUCUGAUAAUUUUUCCGAGUAAAAAUGAGAAACGACAGUUGGUUCUUAGUAUCACCAUGGGAAAAAGAAUGUUGAUUAAACCAUAAUUCUCUUUGUCUCACAGUUGAGCUAAAGCCAUUGUUUACUCUUUGAGCGCGCUUCAUUCAAGAACGUCUCAUCCCAAGGGACCUUGUUUAUUUAUAGCGACACUUUGCCCCUUUGUUCUAUUAAGAUAACAAAAUGCUAUAAAAAUUGUGAUCACAUGGCUGUAUUCAUAUUCAUUUCUCUCGCGGCCAAGGUAACUUCGAACUCCACAAGAAAGGUGAGCGUUCUUUAAUUUCAAAGUAAGUUUCGAAUAAUUUCGUAUUUUCAGGUCCCCAUUUCAAGUUGCCAUUACCAAGGAUCAUGUCACCUGUUCUCUGUACAUCGAUUUCGUAAAUAUAAGAAAUUUUUUAUUUGACGAUAUAAGCCACGACGUCAAGUUUAAAUCGAGCCGAGAAAAAUGCAGAUUUUCGUACCUUUAUAUUAUAUCUAACAUUUGUUAAGUUGUGCUUCUACUGGCCACUGAAUCAAGCACUUACAUUUGCGCAGAAUUGUUUUGUCCAAUCAAGCUGAGUGGAAGAAAUGACGGACAUAACGAUAUGGAUCGUGUUGAUGUCUGUUUUGGGAACAACGAUGGAUGCAGCAUUUGUUCCGGUAAUGAUAAACGUUUUCUAAAAGUUUUUAUCACUAGAAUAUUCGUCUUCCCAAUUGAAUUGAUUCCCAAGGUCAGAAGACAUCCAUCACGUAAACAGUUUUUCCCAUUUUGCCGCUUUGCUGUGCUAAAGAUUCUGAAAAAUACGAGUGACGGCGACAAUUGAAACUAUAGCACUUACAAUGGUCAAAAGUUAUUCGGUUUUUUUCCUAUUCCAUGCUCAAGGCAAAGGUAACUAAAUUAAUUUCAAGAGAAAAUUGUUUGAUUUUGUUCUGGGAAGGUAACAGAAAAAAAUAACACCGCAUCGAAUAAGAGGAACAAGCUUUGAUUUGCAAAAUUUUUUCAAACAAACAGCACAGAAUAGAAUAAAUAAAUUUCAAUAGAUAAUUAAAGGCUCCUCGCAGUUAUUUGUACUCUUUACUUGUUAUGUAAAUCAUGUUUGACGAUUUAUUUAAGGGAACAAUAGAGGAACAGUAUACACUUGUUUUUACCCUUGUUAGUAAAUUAUCUUUAUUGUGUUAUGUUUCCUCGCCUUCCCAGAUUUUGUUCUUCGUUGCCGGGGUAGGAUCCCUUAAAUUGAACAUUCGUACGCAUUUUCGCGUUACUGAGUGCGCACCAGCACUCUUUUUGCAUUCUUAUUGAUAACGAUAGGAGUUGUCAGUCAUUUGCAAUUCAGUGCUUCUUUUUCCUCAUAGCAGCUAUGCUAUUGAAAACUAUAUCAUGGUAUGAGGGAUAGUGUUGCACAAACAGCGUUUGAAAAGAUUUCCUUUAAACCUCAUACUUCACUGUGCAAACAGUUAUCUGAUAAAAGUAAACAUCGUCGAAAACAAUAGACAACCUUUGGGGCAAGUGCUUUGUUGUAGAAUAGUUGGGGGUAAUCAUGACGGAAAUUUUUCCGCGUUUUUCACUGCCGGCUGUGAACUUUAAAAAUAGGAAAAACCGCAUUUGGUUUACACGUGAAAUAUUUUGUGUUACAGGAAAAAUUCAGAGAUGAGCAAGAUGAAGGUAAAUACAUUACCACCCUCUAUAUAAAUCUCCAAAGACUUUGGAGGAAUUUGGUGAGGAUGACAUGAUUUUAGGGGGUAAAGCUUUAUCGAGACACAACUCACUAAUUCUCCAACCCUUCCAUCUUACAUUUCAACACGUACCAUGAAAACAACGUCCAAUCAGAACAUUCCACAAUCAUUGCACUUCAUGAACAUAAGGCAAUUUUUUUGCGCGCUUGAAUUGUAUUCUACUAAUCAUAUUCCAUUUUGCCACAGUUUGCUUCGCUCCAUCACGUGUCGUUACCCUGUGAGCAAUCCACAUUUUAUCACUUUAUCAAACCUGAUUGUCCCACCCCACUGAAAAAAUUCACCUUGUCCUCAGUGCUGAUGAUAGUGAAUUUUUCACGCAAUUCUCCCGCGUUUUGACUUUUUCUACGAAUAAAAUUAGCUUUUGGCUACCGUAGACUUAGCCCAAUCGCGUGUUAAUUCCUUGCAAACAACCUGCAUUUUAUCACGUAUUUCACACACAGGGGGCAAAGUUCAGAUAGGCAACAACCAAUUAAGGAGCCUUUUUUGAAGUAAUAUCCUUUUCUUCACUCAUUCGAGAUCGCAAUACGUCUUUGCUUUGGUUCUAUUGGAGAUACAACAAAUUUGCAGUUUGCUUUUUGAAGUAAAAUUACGUGGAAUUAUAUUUUUUAAGGCAACUAACUGUAGACAAAUAAUUUUGAUUUUCUCUCUGUUAGAGGAACGGCAGUAAAUUUAGUCCCUUUCGCAACCGUUAUUUGGUCUCGUCACGCAAUGCUGUCUCUCUCCACCUGGGAAUAGAUGGCGUUGUGUGACGAGACCAAACGAUGGUUGCGGAGGAGACAACAGUAGGCAUGGCACCGAUGCAUUUCAUUUCUGCUUAGAAGUAUUCAAACAAUAGAGACAAUAGACCACAACAUACUUGUCUGAAUUAGGUCUUUUUUUUCAAUCACCUAAGGUGUAGUAAUGCAAUAUUAUCGUUAUUCUGAAAGUUGUGCUUUUUUUCUGCUCCAAGAAUGAAAAUGUAAGGUACACAAAGUGUCCCAUCUCAACCCAUCCAGCCAUAGAAAUAAUUAAGUAGCUGUUCAAUGAUCAGCAAUGAAUAAUCUAUAUAACUAGGGGGACGUAGAAAGUGUAGCUGUAAUUUUCAAUUAGGUGCAACAGCCAAGUUAUACUGAAAACACUGAAGUUCAAACCAGGGCCAAAUGGGAAACAUUGCUUAUUAAAAUACGUUUGUUGCGCACAAGAAUAUAAAUUUCACACAAAACUCUGUUUAGUAAAGAAGUUUUUGGCCAUUUUGAGAUUGGCCUACUUGCCAGAUAAGUGGAAUUAGCUCACUGUAACAUUUCGUAUCUAUGAUUUUGAUCAUCUUUUCAAAUGAAAAAUCCAGGAGAUUGCGAUGGACCUCUUGGCCUCGAAAACGGUGACAUCACUGACGGACAGCUCAGUGCCUCUUCGGAGUGGAACUGGUACCAUGGUGCUAGACGCGGUAGACUGAAUGUACAAAAACAAGGCGGCCUGCGAGGCGCUUGGUCCUCUCGCAGGAAUGACGGCAACCAGUGGCUCCAGAUUGAUCUCUUUGACGAAAAUGCGCAAGUGACGGGUAUCGCCACACAAGGAAGGGCUGACUGGAACCAGUGGGUCACUAAGUAUAGGCUGCAGUAUGCUGUGGAUGGAGUGAACUUCCAGUACUACAAGGAGCAAGGACAAUCUGCAAUCAAGGUGGGUGCAUACACCUUGUUUAAUACGCGGGGAUGUUUUGCGAGCCGCGUAGUAUUUUCCGAGCCCAACUAUAUCUUUAACCAGUCCAUAAAAACGCAUGAAAGUGAACCUUUUGGAGUCCACUAGACUUCUACAGCAUGGUCUUAUAAGGUAUGUUUAUGCCUUUUUUUUUAUUAUUACUCAGGAAUUCACUGGUAACACGGACAGAAACACCAUAGUUCGUUACAAUCUGAAUCCACCAAUUACGGCACGUUUUAUCCGUUUUCGACCUGUCAGUUGGACUGGACACAUUUCCAUGAGAGCGGAGCUUUAUGGCUGCUUUUCCAGUAAGAUAAUAGCGUUUUAACAUCCUUAUUAUUGAUCUUUACUUCUACUGGGUGUCAAAGGGUUAAUUUCUUUCACGGAUAACGGUUGAUUUUUUGGCCAAUUUGCGACGAACGAUUAACUUCUUUCCUUCGUGACUGAAAAAUAAAUGAAUAAAUAAACUCAUCAAACUUGUGAUGCCUCGUCGUCACAGUAAGGUUUUUUUCAGAAUUCCUUGAAAUCCAGAUUAAUGAACCGUAAUCUGAAAUUAACCCACAAUACCUUUUGGGGAUGUCAUGCGCACUUAUUCGCUUUGUGUUCCCGACAACCUUUCUCGAAACAGCUGUAUUAUACGGAAAUCAAGACAAGCUUUACCUGUUUGGAUUAAUCAACUCCCAUCAAAUUGCAGUAAAUAGUCUUUUUUAUAUCAAGCUGAUUAAAUCAUCCUUAUUAAUAUUACAUAUACAUGUGACCUUCAAUGUUGGUUAUAACCAUUUUUGUAUCCAUUUACAAAAAAAAAUAAAAUAAAAAUACAGAAUGUCUCAAGCCCCUUGGCGUGCAAAGUGGUGAAAUUUCUGACAAACAACUUUCUGCCUCUUCUGAGUGGGACAUAAAUCAUGGUGCCAAACGUGGCCGACUUAACAUUAAGAGAAACGGACCUCUGCGAGGUGCUUGGUCUUCCCGUAGGAAUGAUCAAAACCAGUGGAUACAGAUCGAUCUUCUCACUAGUCAUACGGCAGUGAGGGGCGUAGCCACACAGGGAAGAGACGACUGGAAUCAGUGGGUCACCAAAUACAGGCUGCAGUACGGUAAUGAUGGAGAGAACUUUGACUUCUACACAGUGGCUGCAGGACAAAGUGCAAUCAAGGUGAAAGAAAUUUUCGAUUUAUGUUAAUCACUUUGUUACUUAAGCCAUAUUUUUCACAAAAUAAGAAUUCUAACUUUAUUUCCUUCUUAACACUUAGCAGGCCCUAUGUCUUCUUGGCCACGGGCGUGAUCUACGGCUUAAAAUACAGCUGGGUUGACCAUGUAAAUUUAGAACAGUAUCAUGCUGUAGGAUAUAAAUGAGAUUUUAUCUUAUGGUUAUCAAUUUUGUUUAGGAUUUUGCAGGAAACAAGGACCGGCACACUAUUGUUUUUCACAAACUAAGGGCAUUCUUCGCACGUUUCAUCCGAAUUCUUCCACGGUCAUGGCAUGGACAUGUCUCCAUGCGCACGGAGCUCUAUGGUUGCCCAGGUAUAAGAACUAUCUUAUAUUUCCAGUAGUCUCUUUUACCUCAGGGAACAGUAAAUAUCCAUGGUCGGGGAGGGGAGGGGGGAAAUUUUGGAGAGGAUCACAUAGUUUUCAGGGCUAAUAGGAGGGGGGGGGGGGAAUUAGUCGUCGCUUACAGAGUAUAGAAAGGAUACUUUAGGAAAUUGACUGCCAAUAUGGGGGUUUGCAAGAAUACUGUAGAGCUUUAAAGGCCAACACCCCUCCCCUCCCCCCACCAAAACCCAGGCAUUAAAUAGUGAUCCGAUCCUUUACACACAAAAUGGUUAUAACAAUAGAAAAAGAUAAAAAUAGAUGACAAUGUUUAUACUAUGCCAUAGCAUACAUAGCCAGUAAGAAUAAAUACAGGAACGCCGUUGUGUAUUCCACGAUAUUACACCCAGACUUUUCGAAAUGUUGAAAGCUAUAUUCCACAUUUUUGACCGUUACAUUUUUGCACGUGAUACAUCUUGCAUGUGAUACAUUUUCGCACGUGAUACAUCUUGCAUGUGAUACAUUUUCGCAACUGAUACAUCUUGCAUGUGACACAAUUUUGCACGUGACACAUCUUCCUUGCUAUUCAUUUUUGCACGUGACCAAAAUAAUUUUAUUUGAGAGAUUUAUACUCGUUGUAUUCUGUGUUAUGAAGAUUGGUUGGUAUUUUUUAAGAUUUUCUUAAGAUCGCAGACUAUAGGAAGCCGAUUUAAACGCAUCUGAAAUUUGAUGCAAGAACUUCGUGUAAAAUUAAGUGGGUAAACACGGAACCACUAGAGACUCAUGGGAAAUUCCAUGAUACACUACUCGAAUCUAGUACAUAUCAAAGAAUUAGUCUGAAGUGGGUUUUUCUCAUUUCUUUAUUUUUUCACGUAAUGUGAGAAGGCCCUGUAGCAAAUCCAAAUUUCAUCUGUUUGCAUUCGUUCAAAGAUGAUUUCUUUAGCUGAAAUUGCAGUUUUCAUCAAAAUUAACGAUGGUCUCAGUCGGAAUUGAUUUAGCGUAGGCUCCAAUGGGAAAAAAUCGAAAGACUGAACGUGCACUAGGUUAAUUUUUUUUUCAACUAUUAUACAAAAAUGACCCAAUACUUAAAUUGAAAAUUUAAUGAUUGAGUGGCACAUUGAUAUUCCUAUUCUUUAUGCGUGGCUGAUUAAAAAAAAAAAAAGGAGUCAGUGACGGCGUUGACUUUGAUUUUUGGCUCGCUUCAAUUGACUUGAACGAAUGCUUUUUGCAUUCUAGCUCUGGUGGAAAACAUGGACUUGAACGGAGAUGGAUUUGCCAGCCAAAGUGAAGUGGAAAGCUUUGGAUUAAAGUGGAAGGGUGAUGUAGAAGAAUUCGAUCUGAACGGUAAGAGUAUCUCUUGUUAUGAUGAAAAUCUUAGAAUGAACGUAUAUGAGAAUGACUGACGAAGAUUUAACUACUCCCUUUCUCAGGAGGAACAGUUAUGUCAACACUUAUUUCAUAUUCACUUCUUAAUCUGCAGUUCGCUCAUAUUACUUUCAUAUGUUCACAGUCAUUGCUUUAUCACUUCACGGGUUUAUUACUAACCAAAAUAAUUACCACCCCCAGUUGGUUUGUUAGCUCAGAUAGCAAAGCGCUGCACCGGUAUCACAGAUGUCAUGGGUUCAAAUCCCGUACAGGCCUGAACCCUUUUUUCAGGCCUUAUUUUCACUACUGCUUAAGUAGUAUCCAUUACUGCGAAUAUCGCUUUCAUAUUCAUCACUUUCAUUGUUCAACUGUUCAAACCUGCUUUGCUGUAGAGAGGAAGAGAUACUUUAUUCAUUAAAAUCUAACCAUUAAACAUAUUACAUGAAAAGCUCAGAAAUUACUACGUUACCUUCCUUCACAGCUGACGGCAAACUCAGUCCUGAGGAGUCUAAAAUCAUGACGUACAAAAGUAUAUAUGAUGUCAAGAAAAUCUUAUGUCAUUUCAAAGCCACCGAUACGAACCAUGACUUGUUUGUGACGGCUGGAGAGCUGAAAAAACGAUUUGAAGACUUCAAAUAUGACAUCUCUCCAAACGGCGUAGCUGAGUUUAUUAAGGAGGGCGAUAUUGAUGUGGCGGAUAAUAAAUUCAGUUACCACGGUAGGGAAUUUAUGAUGUUAGUAUCAUAAAUGGGGAGAUAACAGAGCCCUGCUGUGGCUGAGUGGAACAAUAUCUGCGGGAAGAGUGCAUGCUUCUUAUUGCUCGUUGUGAACCAAACUAUAACUCACAAGAUCUGAUUGUUAAUUCUCUCCUCUAGCUGCUACACAUUUCCUUGUAAAUCAGUUACGAGAAUUUGGUGUUAGAUCAAGACUACUAACGUCUGCCUGAUAAGUUUAAGUAUUCUCAUUACCUGUUUGCUGGACAAUGUGUGGAUGUUAUAGUGAGAAGUUACAUGUUAAUCUUAGGGGAGUUAAAGGGUUAAGACUCGCAAAUUGAACAAAAGGGAACGGGGUAGGAAAGGAUAAAAAGAAAUAAGGGACAUUAUUAUUAGGGCAGGCGGAAAGUAUUCUUAUCGGAUAAAAAAAAACCCAGGAGUAUAAGUCCGGGUGACAUUUCUGAAAAGAUUACUAGUAUACCCUUAUUUUAAUCAGACCAAUUUCAACAGACCAGACUUCACCAUCAUCGACUGACCAUUGUUUGACUAUCGCACAAACCGGCACCAAAACAUUCUUUUCAUCGUCAACCCGAAUCUUGUAGUCUCAUAUAUAUGACGGCUACGGCAGUCCUGGGGGAAAUUUAAAUGAAACGUUUUACUGUCGUCCAUUUAUCUUUGCCCCCAUUACGAACUCUUUGAUAAAUGAUCUUUAUACAUAGUAAUAAAUUUUUUUUUCUUUAUCUUUUAGAGUUCAGCACGGCAAUGUUUGGUGUUUAAUAGUUUAAUACCCAGAUUCUUGUGUGAACCUCGGUAGAAGCAUCAAGUCAAUCAGGCCUACGAAACAUAGGCAGCUGUUUUAUUUGUUAUUAGGGAAGUUUGAUGAAAUAUGUUUCGUCACGUAGAUUUCUAAUUGUGGGAUAUCUCAAUAAAGAAAGUAGUAAAAUCAUUUAUCGAGCCAGUUGUUAGUUGAUUUUGCACGCUACAACACGAAACAUUGUAAUUCUUUUUGUUUGUAAUUCCAUUUGGUAUAUAUCGAUCCGGCAUGAAUAUUGCGCACAACAUACUUUUUUUUUUUAAUUCUUUAAGUGGUCACUGCUACUGAAGCAAGCACGAAUAAUAGCUCUAUUACUUUAAAUUUUGUCUCCAGUCUUCAUAGAAAUCGGUGAAACAGAAUCUUACACUGACGCAGCUGUCAAGUUACAUCCGCUCUUAUAAUCACUCGCUUCUCAUCGAAUUAGAAAAGGAAAAAAUUCGAAAAGAAUCAAUAAUUAGGAACAUUUCUGAACCGCAUGAGACUGAUAUUGAGGUGAUACCAAUUGGAAAUUUUUAUACGAGGAAAUCGUAUCCAAAAUUUUUUUCAACUGUUUUGACCAAUAUUUUUAAAACUUCUUAUUUCAGAGAAAGUGAUAAUUGAACCAAAGAAUAACUUCUAAUUAUAAGAACAACUAAUUAUUCUAGGGGCAGAGUUAGCCUUAGUACAACAAUGAAAGGGAAGCCAAUUGGUUCGAAAUGUACAUCCCACAUGGCGUAUGCAAAAGCUGUCCUCAGGGAAUGCCGAUUAUGUUCCCGUGAUCGUCAAACCACUCUGAGAAGUGUAAACCUGAACCAACAUAGAAAAGAGGAAACGUCUUCGCCUUCCUUAAAGAUAACAUGUUAUUUGUUAAAUUGAUUCAGCUGUGUUAAGUUGAGCGGAUCCAAUUUACAGCUUUAAGUGCAUUUACAGGAGUAGUUUCUCCCUUUUAGCAUGGUAAAAUUGGCCUAAGUAUAAUAUUUUCUCUGACAAAUGGAUUUUAAAAACUAGAAACACUGCAUUAAGAAAGGUAGAAGCACUUUGUUUGAUGGCUAGGCGCAAGAUCUCGAAAAGUGGAUUCCAAGGUCUUAUUGAAAAACCAAAACGAACUUCUACUUCCUAGCAUAAAUAAUAAUAGACAUGGUUUUCUUUAUUCAUUAUAAUCAAUAUUGUUUUUUAAAUAAGCUUGAUUAAAAUUAUUGAUGAAAUACAAAUCAUGAGAUUUCUUGAAAUGAAAAAUGAUGUUUCGUAGCGGUAUUCAUAAGAAUUCAUUAAAAUGAGUAUUCUUGUUUCUUGGUUUUUCCAUGAUUCAUCUGGUGUAUUGUCGUAGAAAAAGAGAAGACUCUCAUUUUUAUUUUAAGAACAAGCUUUGUUUUUCACAGACAAAGUAAACGAACCCCAUUUCACCUUAAAACGGAAACAACGAAGAUAAUAUCAAGUGUCAAGUGCUUAGCUUACGCGCAGGUCACAUGAUAUCAGGGACCUUAAGCAAACCACGACGGCGGCGGCAACGAGGACAUGGAAAAACAAAAGAUCUAAUGGACAGAAAAAUAGCUCAGCAAGUGCGUUUUAAAACUUUGUACAUUUCUAAGCCGUCCUGUGCAAAACGACAACGUGAAAUCACCACAAUUUGCGUCGUCUGCGAACCGAAACCGCGACGGCCGAUUAUUUUAAUUUCCAUUUGGAACUUGACGCUUCUUUAAUACGUUUUGCUGAAGUUGAGGUGUGGCGCCAUAUGGAAUGGUAAACACAUGCGGCCAAUUUUUGAAUUUCUAGUUAAAGACAUUUUUUAAUCGAAGUCUUCUUUGGCGUUACCGUUCUGGCUGCUUAAGGUCCCUAAUGAGGAUUGUGUGAACUGCGAAAACUGGCAAAUACACGCUAUCCACUACGACCCAUACUUGCUGUUAGCUGUUGAUAGUUUUGAUCAAUUGAUAUAUUCUCUUAUCGUGAAUUUUAUUGUUGUGCAGAUUUUCUGUUGUCUUGAUAAUUGGCUUUUUUAGCGAGUUCUCAGAAAAUAAUGUUUUGUUUGCUGUCAUAUUGAUGUCAUUUUAAUGUUGACACGAUGAUUACUUUUUGUUAAGUUAAUUUCUUUUCAGACUUCUAGAAAUUUCUCUCUAAUAUUUUCAUUCCUAAUUCAUAAUUUCGAGUUUAUCGCCUGCCGAAUUCGCCAUCAGAGACGAGUUUCUACAUUAAUUUUAAGAUUUUAUAUAGAAUCAAUACUCUCACUUGAGGUGGUGUUAACCGUAAAUAUUUUAUAAUUUCAUCCACUGCACUGAAUCUGUGAGAAAAAAUUCUCUUUAAUUUAUGAAAACGCGGUGUGUUCAAUUUUUUUUCCUUUUUGACUGGUACAACAAACUUUUCCUUAUUUAGUUUAACCUUUAAUUCUGUCAGGCUUAUUCUUUGUGAUUUUUAUGAAACUAGUCUUUUUCAGCUAACCCAGAUCUCAUCUUAAAAUAUUAGAUCUAGAGAUGAUAGGAGGAAAGUCAAUUUGGAAGGAGUAAACAGCUCGAAAGUAAUUAUUCCAAGAACGAGAUUGGAAGUAAGUUCCUGAGUUUGCUAAUUAGGUUUUCAAUUGACGUGAAUCGAAAGGUGUUUGAUUGACAGCCCGGCUAUUGCCAUCUUGAUCAAGGCUGGUGCAGCCAUUUCUAGAUUGCUUGAGCCAGUCACCCACGUGAAAUGCAACUAGUUGGGUCCUUUAGAGAAAAGACAAGUUAGUGUUGAGGAAAUGCUAGUUUUAACCAAACUUAUAAUAGAGCAUUGAGAAAACUGCUUCUAAAUCCGGUUUUAACUGAGGUUAUUUGUUCAAUGAUAUAGAACUUGGAUGACACUGCCUCAUAUUAAAUUUUGAUCCUCGGUGCCAAGGAUAAAUAAUAUAGAUAAGCAUCCAAAGGAGAUAUUAAAAACUUUUUUUUUUUUUUUUAACGUGGCUCAUGGAACAUCCGUGCUUAUAGUUGAAAAUCCUAUUAAGCGUUUUGACAGAAAAUUAUCUCAAACGAUUGGCUGUCACUUAAAUUAACAAUAGCUAACAAACGAAAUUUCGGUAAAAUCACACCAAUAAUAUUUUCAGCCGUGGCCCUUUUAAGGUGUUUGCAUUACAAAGAAAGGGAAGUGCAUAACAUCCGUCUCACCACGGUCAAACGUCAUUCGCCUCCUCCCACGCCAAGCAUACUACCCUCUUGAAGCGGCAUUUUUGUUACAGUAAGUAUAAAUUACAUUCCUGCCUUAGCUUGUUAUGCCUUAAAACACGCUUGCCUUUUUUAUUAUUUUAUUUGUAAGAGAGAGAGAGAGAGAAAGAGCUAUUGUAGAUCGGCGUUUGGGUAUCUCCCAUAAUUUGACCUAAAUGUUUCCAAGAUGGUCAUUUGAAAUCCAAGUUAAUCUUCUCCGUCUCCAAACAUCGUCAGCUUCUCAGUGUUUUUUAUCCAUACAAACAAUUUUUUAAAAGUUUCUUUCCUUUUUCUAAGUCAAAAAGUAAAGGAAAUAUCUUCACCUUGAGCCCGCUUUGAAGUGAACAACACUGUUUGCACUCGAUUCAUGAUAGUAAGUUUUAAAAGAGGAUUUUUUACACAUCAAAAAUGUUCUCUCCACGGCAAUGUUUACUUAUGCUUCCCGGACGAGGACAUUUCCGUCCCGGUAUAAUAUUUCCUCAUUUUUUGCAAUGCAGAGCAAAGGGUUGAAGGUCGACGAAUUUUCUCUCCAAACUUUCGCAAUGUAUUUUCGCCCUCUUUUUCCCGACGCAUCUUACCUAGAGUCUCCAGAUUUAUGGAAAACCCCUGCUAUAUAAGCUGGUACAAAUCUUAAAGCUGAUACAAACCCAGCAGCUUCUCGUCAUAUCAAGAAAACCCCCCAGAUACAAGAAAUGAAAACAGGGCGUUUUUCAGGGAUUUCGCCCAAAAAUUUAUAAUUGCCAAAUUUUGCUUACUAAGAUGAACGUAUUCGAGAGAGAAAAAACAAUUGGUCAAAAUGUUUGGCGUGACUCCUGUAUAUUCUUUUGGAGUUUUAAUUAGAAAUAUUUACGUACAACCGAUCACUGCAAUUGAAAGACUUAACUUGGCAGGGGAUGAUAGAGUCAUGAGGAUCCUGUUGGGUCUGCUCAACAAAUUUCCUUGUCAACAACUUACUCUGAAAACAAUAGAAUUGCAAUAAACAGUUUCAUGAUUUCCGGAGUUUAUUUUAGAAAAAGAGGCCUAGUGAUGACAAAGUAAAUAAAUAUUGGCGAUCCACAAUCAAAGCAACCAUUUGAAGCAAAAUUUGGAUUGAGUGCGUCGAUUUUAACUGCUUCACGAGCUUUCACAAUGCAGGAAUUUGACUUUCAACACUGCAUAUUAAUUUUGUGGAACCAAAAUCGCUAGUUUUUUUAUGCAACUUUUAGUACAGUCAUAACCAUGGUACGAAAUCCAGUGUUCAACAGUACACCAGCUGCAUUUCACUGGCAAUUCAUGCUCAACAGCCGUUCUCUUUAUAGGAAAUUGAUCUAAGUAUUUUUGAUAUUGCUUGUUCAGGCCAGCUCUGUUAUAUCAAAGACACAUCUAUGAUGCUUGCGGGGUCAAAGCUAACAAUGGUCUUAGCAAUAAUCUGUAUGAUGGAGAAAGGUAAAAUCAGAUUUCACUCCGAUCUAUACAUUGCAAGAUGUUUACUCCCCUCACCUAUGACAAUACGUUUGACACAAUCUUCUCUCUUUAUUUUUUGAUUUUUAAAGUAUAUGUUACAGCUACUCAGGCCCGCAGAUCAUGGCUCAUAUUAAUAUAGGCAGACCAAUUUUUAAAAUCUAACAAUUUUUUUAUGCUUGCAUUAAAUAUUCUUUAACUUUCCCUAUUUCAGUUUUGGCCACUGAUCAAGGGCGGACAAAAUAUCUCCAAGAAGGCAAGGGUAAGAGAUUGUUUUCUUUCCUUUUCGUUUAUUUACUUAAAUCGAUUGUUGUGUCUUUACUAAGCUCCAUCAUUUAGAAAAAAAACCUUUCUAACAAACCCAAAGAGAGCUGAAAUUACCAGUUACGGCAAGUUGUUUACAAAAACAUGAGAAAAAUAAAAUGUAGGUGCGAGGAGAGGGGAUACAUCUUUAAAGAAACGGUGGUGCUACGUCUGUGGGCCACCAUGGACAGUUCCCGAAACGUAAGCUAGUAAAUGUAAGCCUCCGUCAGAACAAAUAGAGAAACUAUGGGUUGUGUGUGGUUUCCGUACAGAAACAUGGAACUACGCUAUUGGUGGGAACUAGGUGCAGUGAGAAACACGAGGUAAAAAUUAGUGGUGAAAUGCGCUCGGUGAUGCCGUGGGAAUAAAGAAUGCCGAUGGGAGAGAUAAUUUUUUUUCUGUAGAGGUUGGCGGGUUAUUGAACUGUGGAAAUGUAGGGAAAGACUGCAGACUGCCAUAUGCUGCUUAGAAUAAUUAAGAAGACCUGGCAAUAAAGUAAGACGACUUUUAAGGGGCUUGUUUACAUGGAUGUAUGGAACCCUUGAUAGGUGAGGAAACCCGCCGUCUUAGUUUUUGCGACAUGAACGCUACCCCGGCUGAGCGGGUUUACCCCACCUUGAGACAUUUACAAGGCAAACUGUCACUCCGGGUAACAGAGUAACCCUACCCAGCAGAGCGGGAAACCAGCCUAGGCGGGUCACCCCACCCCAUUAUGUAAACGACUAAAAUAAUACUAAAGCCAAUUUUAAACUUUGCAGUUAUAAAACACUAAUUAUUGUUCUUGUGAAGACAUAAAACCGCCAAAUAUAGAAUGCCCGGAUAACGUAUUCAGCAACACGGAACCAAAAAAGCCCACCAGGAGGAUGAAGUGGAGAAGACCAUUUGCCACGGACAACUCGGGUCACAUGCCCACGAUUACCAGCUUCCCAAAGGGUAUUGUGUCACCUCACGACUUUCCGAUUGGAAAAACACGCAUAAUCUACACAGCUACGGACCACAGUGGAAAUUCACAUUCAUGUGUGUUUACGGUUACCAUUGUAGGUGAGUAUUUUUGAAAAAAAAGUUUUAUAUUUUCUUUUUUGUUAAGCCACUAUCUUAAAUUGUUGUCAGAUAUUAGUUUGUGAAACGAUUAUCUUAUCUUGAAAUUGUUGAUCAUGUUAUUGCGCAAGUUUCACUUGUUUUUUCUUGCUCUCUACGAAAUUAUUUUGACAAGUUAUACUAACGGAGAGAACUCUGAUAAAAAGAAAAUUUAUUUCUACAGGGAAUAAAUGAUUUUAUGCAGCUAGCUACGCCAGUUAAUGUUUCUUUAGUUGGGAUCAGUUUUCAUAUGGAACUCUCAGUUAUAAGUUUUUAAAAGUAAUAAAAAAAUAACAAUUUUCAUUGUCGCUUGCUGUUCUGUAAAUCGUGAAAAGCCCUGAAGUCUUGAGUCAAUUACGAAAAAAACUUCCACACUUAAAAUAAAUGAGAUGAAUUUAUUUAAAAAUAAAAACUAAUAUUUUUCUCGUUUCCUUCUUAGAUAAGGAACCUCCAAAGAUAACUUGUCCCAGAGAUAUGGAAGUCAUCAAGACGGGGCCAGGUCACACAACUGUUGUCCACUGGCACCCGCCGACUACUAAUGAUAACUCUGGAGGACACGUCGUUUUGUUUACUGAGUCGGUCGCUGGUUCAGGUUUCACAGCGGGGCGACAUCAAAUUACUUACAAGGCCACGGACCCAUCGGGCAAUAAGGCGUCAUGUACAUUCACUAUAACUGUUUCUAGUGAGUAGGGCCAGUGCUAUCAAUUUUGGUUUCCAAAAGUGGGGCGUUUGGGAAAAAAAAAAUUUGUACAGGGAUGCUCAGCGUUGACUUUAGCACCUUACAUUUUUUUUACGCCAGUCUGUUUGUUUGUUUGUUUGUUUUUUUUUGGAAAGUGCUCUAUCAUCUACGAACAGUCUUUUCAUUGGAUAUGUCUGGGUGUCAGUGAAUAAGUUCCGUCCGCGUAAAUAUCUCAGCUAAGAAAAAUAUUCGGUGAUCUGAAAUUGCAUUAGUUUCAUUGGUAUACUUUGUACGUGAUGUGAUUGGUUUAGAAAACUGGCGCCACCCUUUCAGCCAAUCAGAUGCAUCUAGAACUAAUCGAAAGUUGAUCGCUUGCGUUGUCCCUCGCUUGGGGUAGUUAGCAUGUAUUUUCCUCGAAUUCUCAUUGGCGACUCUGCUGGUGACAUCAUGGGAAAAUUUUCCUCAUUGUAUUGUUGAAACUUCGGCAUCACUUUCAUCGAAUUUGGCUCGACGAAAUUCAAGGCCUCUUUAAACGUGCCUCGACUGAUUUGUACCCAAGUUCGAAUCACUGCUAAGGGUAACGAAAAUAUACAAUUAAGUCUUUACUUGUAGUGGAUAACUUCAAGGACAGCGUGCAAUUAGCGUCAAAACUAGUUAACACAUCAUAUUUGAAGAGUCUUAUUUAAGUGUAGAAUAACCUAGUCCUGUCUCUACCACACUCUAAAUCAUUGGUAAACCCCCCCCCCCCCUUCUCCAUUCAAUUUUGCCUGUAUAUAGCUGAAGGUCAUGGAAUCACGAUGCAACAAUGUUCUGGGGGGGAAGGAGGCGAAUAGAUUAACUUAAAAUUUAAGUUAUAGGGGUUUGAAAAGGUCGAUCUGUCAACAAUUUUAUCACUGAUUGUGGGUCUGUUUUUCAAUCGACCAAAAAAAGGGAUUAUAAAGAUAUCAAAGUCUGGAAUGAUGGAUUGGUAGUAGGCCAUAACAUAAAACAAGAAAUCCAAGCAAACGUGUUACUUAGUGAAACUGCGUUACAAAUUGGGUCGGUGUUUACAUGAAUUGAUGGCCAGAACUAAUCCCAUCUUUUCCUGAUUUGUCAAGCCGAGCUAGUCUCGAAAAGGGGUAACCCAGCAAGUACUAGGACUGGCCCGGCUCAGCUACUUUUCUCACGUAAACGCAAAUACGCUCAUACCUUUCGCGAUUAGUUAUCCGAGGCCGUGGAAAGAGGCCCUCGAUCAAAAUUCGCAAUCGCUAUUUGAUAAGACUAUAACUUAAUAGCCCUAAUUUUCUUGAUAUAUUAGCAGUCUAGCUACUUCUUCUCUCACAUUUCAGAUCCCAAGUGCCCGGCUUAUGCUCCUCCACUGAAUGGUCUCAUGGCUUGCGCGCAUUCGCAUCUGUUAGGCGGGACAGUGUGCACACCUCAGUGUAAUCUCCCCAGGGAUUUCACCAGAGUUCCUGCCCAUAUGUACAUCUGCCAAUCGACAGGAACAUGGUUUGCGUGGGAUUCACGCCCAGUGGUGUCACAAGAGUUACCUUGGCCAGAUUGUACUGGUUGGUAGUUCUUCAUAUUUUCGUAUUGUGGGCGAGUUGAUUAUACACCGUCUGAAAAUCAAUGAAUUUAUCACAUCGACAGUGGUUUAGCGUGGUCUGCACUCUUAUCGAAAACGGUAUUCGUCAUAACAGUGGUCAAAAUGUUAUGGACUCACGAUAAGAGUACAAACCUCGCUAAACCACUGUCGAUUUGUUUUUUACCACAGUAUCGAGGUCAAAAUUUUCAAGUCAUCAAUGUUUGAGAGCUGAUAAAAGCAGUGCGUGACAUGUUGACGCGACAGCGUUGUCUGUUCUUUUAUCGACAUGGAAAAUUGGCCAAUCAGAUAGCGACAUUACCGGCAAUUGUUUUAAAAUUAUCUCUUCAUACAUUUGGAUAUGUAUAUAUAUAUACACACAUAAGUUAAAGACGGACGCAUCGACUCUCUGUGACUCUAAAUUUCGCGCCUAAGCGUUCGUCAGACAGAACUUUAACCUUCCUCUUUAAUUCUUUAACUUAUGUAUACUUAGUCUUAUGUAUACUUAUACUUAGUCCUCCUGUUGCUUUCUCAUCCCUUAUCUCAGUUCCCUUUGUUCUUUCUCUUCCGUCUCUUUCAGAUGUUGAUGGACCAGUGUUAUUUCGAAAAGGAAUGAGUUGGCAAAGCUUUUCAGGAGACUGUUUGGAUCCCAAAGUCCAGAAACUAGCCAAACAAAACUUGGUAAAAGCCUUCAUCGAUGUUUUUGGUCAGGAUUUUGGCCUCAUGGCAGACGACAUCAGCAUUGCGUGCGGCAAGUCCCGGAGAAACGAGAAAAGUGUUCUGCCGGGGGCAGGUAAUUAA
This is a messenger RNA of Pocillopora meandrina, 19488 nucleotides long. The record is from the annotation of a GenBank genome assembly. NCBI's taxonomy places the organism in Eukaryota, Metazoa, Cnidaria, Anthozoa, Scleractinia, Pocilloporidae.